ACGAUCGGACGUAGCGAGGACCAGCCAGCAGACUGGGAACGGUUCAGAGUGCCCUACGACUGCGUCGCGUUCGCAUCCCCUGCCUCCUCGAUCGUGAUACACGAAAUCUCUAAAUCCAAGUCCGAACAAUUUCCACCUAACAAUCUCCAAAAACUAGUGACCAGUGAUAAACGAGAAAACAUCACCAAAGACAGUGAUCACCAAGUGUCAAUAGUGAUCCAUCAUUGGAUCAUCGUUAAAUUCAUAUUUCUCUCAUAAACAAAAUUCUUCAGAUUAAUUCUUCGCAUGAUGUUUCGAAUCGGAAACACCAGUUGAUCGAUUAAUUAAUCUAUGAUGUCCGCUCGAGGACAAGGUUACUCGUAGAUCUAGAGGAUCAUCCAUCGAUCGAAUCGAAUCGAAUCGAAUUUUCCGCUGGAAAACAACGCGGAUUCGGUCGCGAGAGGUCCAGAAGACGAUCGAGAACGAUGCGUUGAGGAGCAUCGAUCGUAGAGACGAAGGAGAGCGCGGGGAUGAGCGAGGGGUUCAAUUAAAGCGUGCCAGAAGCGCGUCAGCGAGCGAGGAGUACGGGAGGAAAAUAUUAGUCGCGAAGAACACGGCUUGCUAUGUUGUCCGUCGUUAUCGUAACCGCGAAACAAAGGUCGCGUUGAACCGACACGAUACCAGCUGCUUCUUUUCUUCUGUGACAGUGCAGGAUUUUGUGAUUCUCGUGGGACAACGUUUUCGGGGGAGACGAUUAAGGUUGAUCGAUGGUGGACGAUCGAUGGUAUCAAACGAUCGUGAUUCGGCGCGAGUGAAACUUGCCAGUGAUAAGAUAGGAGGAUUUUUGGAAGCGUUCCAGACGAGGAUACACAAAACGUGGACAAUGAAGUGGUGCUUGGUGAUGCUGAUUUUGGCCGGUGUCACUCGGGCCGACAACUCCGUCGAGUCGAAGUAUAUGAACUUCAGAUGCCCUCAGCUGAAUUCGCAGGAAGAGAUAGAUCUUAAUGCGAUAAUGGGCAAAUGGUACGUGGUGGAAGUGUUGGAGCACAAAGUCGACCCUCUGAAACCUUUGAGCGGAUCGUACGUGGUGAACUCUUGUCCGAUAGUGAAGCUGAGAGCGAUCGAGAACGCGGCCAAGUUUUUCUCCUCGUUGAGGCUCUUGUGGUCCGAGGAGAUGGGCAAUCUUGAGUACACUUUUCGAAUACCGGACAUCACCAGGAAGCCGGGUUUCUGGAUCUCCGAUUCUCAGCAAAACGGUACUCUGGUGCAGAAACAGUACUCGCAGUUCACCGGGAACGUGUACGUGAUGAAAGCAGUCGCAUCGGACAUGGUGUUGACUUUCUGCGCCGGAAGUCCUGACAAUCAGCUUUACUCGCUGCUCCUGGCGCGCGAGCAUAUCCUCUCGAAGAGCGACAAGCGUGGCGUCCACAACCUCCUCGUUCGUCGUGGCCUGAAGAUCGUCAACAUCCGAGAGACUUGUAUGAACAGCGCUGCCUUUCGAAGAGCUUCCAUCAAUCUGAUCGGUUUACUCGGAUUGAUGGGGGUGUUGUUCAACGCUCUCUUCGGCUCCUGGUAGUGGUGAUCGUUGAUAAGAAAAAAACGAUCGAAUUUCUGAGAAAAAUCGUUAGCUGACUUGGGCUGAUCAUUCGCGACGAUUCUCUUUCCUUUCUUCCGUUCGAGAAUCGUGGCACGUUUUUCAUUUUUGGGAUCAGCAGAGGAGAGAGCAGAGGAUGACAAUAUUGCAGAGGGUGUUUGAGAAAUGAUAUCAAUUGGAUCAUCGUUAACGAUACUGCCAUCGACGCUAAGGGAUUAUUCAAAGAUUCUAUCUUUUAUUUCAACAAUCAUUCAGUAAUUUUAUUUUUUUCCAUAGGUGAUCCUGAAACACCUUCAAAAUUGAAUGCUGCGCUAAUUAAGCUGUCGAACCAUGGCUCUAUGGGGAAUUAAAAUUUUGUCAAAUCAAAAUCAGUUUCAAUUUCAGCCGUCCUGGUUCUUGGUUCCCUGAUACCAAGACAGUGUUCUUUCAAUGAAAUUCUCAGUCGAGGGAUCUCUUAUAGUAUACAAGAGAAGGAGUAGGUCGUUACUCUUCGCGGAUGAAAAAACGGCCCUUAAUUGCCAACGCAGCUAACGAUCUCGCGUCUCGUGUCUGUUGCAGAACGCAAUCGUAACGAGAAUCUCGCCGAAAAAUAAGAAAGAAGGACUAAAAUAGAGAAAAAAAAACGAGCCGAAAGGAAUUCGUGGACGAGGAACACGAUUCGACCGUCCUGGAUUCCAUUUCUCGCGACCAUGCCCAGCUUCCAUGGGAACGAUUCGAUUCGAUUCGUUUCCUUUCCGCUCGAUUCUCCCGCUCGGAAUACACUCGGGUCGUCUUGGCCCUUGUUGUCCUCGUUAUCGCGAGAUUUCGUUCCUUCUCGAAGGAGACGCCGAUCCCUCGAGCGUUCUCGACUGAAACAAUACGGGCUCGAUGAUACCUGUCCGUUCGCGUAUUUAUAAUAGCCUAGAUGAACUCGUUCUCGUUGAUCGAAGAGGAAUCGAAGUGUUCAAUGACCCGAUGUCGUGUCGACUCUUUCAGUUCGAAGACGAUGGUGUACGAUUACACCCUUAGGAAUUAGAGACAGAGAGAUAAUUUAUUUUUAAAUCGUUUCUUAAUGAAGGGAGCUCUUUUGUUUAGGAGUUUGGGUAUCUAAAUUUAUUAGAAGUAAGUUUGGAUCAAAAAUGGUUAUUCAAGGGUUAAAUGUGUAGCCAUGAAUUAAUUUUUCAAAUUAUAAUCUGAAGCAUACACCCCUAAUUUUAAAUUACAUUAAAAAAUGAAUAUCCUCAGAAAAAUAUUGUCUCGGUAAAAGUAAAAUGCUUCUUGCUCCUUUCACAUCGAAUUGAAAUCUUACAAAGGUUCACAAUUUGAUUAUCCUCCACGAUUUCUCGUCUGAAAGGUAGUAACUCGAACCCUAGGAAACAUAUCUCAAGAAGCUACCAUUACUCGAGAGAAGAUGGUGAAAUUCAGCUCGAUAACAAAAGAGGGUUUCGUGUAGAACGCGAGAAGAAAAUUUUCCUCGAGAAAUAUCCGCGACACGUGUCGGAUAACCGGGGGCUGAAAGGGUUGAACACUGAGUACCGAUUCUUCCAAGCAAAAGAUAAUCCUCUGAAGUGGACGAGCUUCUCUCGUGAACAUUAGUCGCGUUAGAUAGAAGAAAAAAAAUAAUGCAUGUUUGUAUGUAAAUUCUCGAUUCGUGGAUUUAAGAAGACAAUAGUACUAUUCCGUGUGAAUUUUCACGCUAAAAUUCCGCGUGGCAUCAUCUUUAUGAUAGAAAAGUCGAACAAAAGCCGGAUUUGUCGUGAAACAAUUAGAAGAAGAAGAAGAGACCGGUAGAAUUCUAUUCGCUGUUCUUCGAUCUUCUUUUUUUAUUUAUUGUAUUUCAUAUCGAUCGUGUCACGAUUCAUUCCGUGAGUCUUUCUUCUGCCUCGAAUUCGAAAGAGGAAGAUUCUAUUCGACGAUGGGGAAGAGCAGUGUACGUUGUACCAUUGUAAGAUAGUUUCCAUUAAAUCGUUAGAGACGAUUAUUAUUAUUAUAAUAACUGUGUGUCAUGAUCGAAGUUGACCUAAAAUUAUUCGAUCGAGUAAUCGCGUUCGUUUUACUCAAUCGCAAUCGCUUCUCAAUCAAAGAAUCUUCGUACGCUGAACACGAUUUUCUCUUUUUAUACUUACCGAAAUGUAUUCGUUCGGACGAUGUUUUUAUAUGAACCCUCGAUUAUCUGCCAGUAUUCCACGUCCCGUAUGCCUUUUUAUACGGACUUUCGAACGUACAAAAUUCUAUUGUAAAAGAUUUUUUACCCUGUAUCCUGCGCGUUUGAAUUUGAAUGCGAGCUGCCGCGUUAGAUGUGGGACAACGUCGAGUCUGCUAAUUUGAGAAAUAACUCCUCCAACGAUGGAAAUUGAAAUUUAAUUCUAGGAUUGUUCUUCAUUUUAAUUUUCUGAAUUUUAGACUACUCGUAUUUUUGUAUGGUGGCAAAUGAAAUUUAAUUUUGAGAUCAUUAUUCGUUUUAAUUUUCUGAAGUUUGGAUUAUUCCUUUGAAAUUUGGGCUUCUUUUAUUAGAAAUUAUUAUUGUCCCACAAAUAGCGUGCUAAAAUACUUCUUCCUCCAGUUUACAUGUAUCGUUAAUAUUAAAAAAAGCAAACGAAUGCGUUUGAGUGGAGUCUUGCGUUAAUCUAACGCAAUUUCUAAUGGCUACGUGAUUCUAUAAUUGAAACUGAAUAAGAACUGUUACGAUUUAUUUAAUGAAAAAAUUCUACGAAAGGAAACUGCUAUCUGUGUACAUAUAUCCUCGGAUAUGAAACAGUCUACUGUUGUAACAACGUUGAUGAGCAUUUAAUAUGAACUCGUUAAAUUAUUGAAUGGCAAUCGCAAAAGAGUACGCCGUGUUAUGUUUUAAAUGCUCUAGAGUCUUUAUUUAUUGUACAAAAAUAAAAGAAUGCUCGAUAUAAAGAUGAAUAAAUAAAAUGAAAUAUAUAUAUAUAAUAAUACGAUCUAGUACCUAAUACGAUGUAAUCGUAUGCUUAUUAUGUGUAUAAAUAUGAAACAAUAAAGAGAUCACUUGGACGGUUUCUGAGAA
Molecule: messenger RNA, 4583 nt
Organism: Osmia bicornis bicornis
Lineage: Eukaryota; Metazoa; Arthropoda; Insecta; Hymenoptera; Megachilidae
Exons: 3
Coding region: 761-1555 (264 amino acids)
Source: RefSeq, a predicted model, not a curated record